AGCAUGAUGAAUUGAAGUGAAACAUUUUGUUUAGCCAUUUCUCUAUGACACGACCUACCACGCUUAUAACCUAAACAUUUUGGAUAACUUUAAAGUUAAGGGAGUUUUGAAAAGCAGCCGCGAUGGCCAAGAGUCUGCGAAGUAAGUGGCGGCGGAAGAUGAGGGCGAUAAAGAGGGAGCGAUACGGUGAAAAAGAACUGCAGAGGCUGAAGAAAAUGCUGGGAAUCGACGACACAACAACAGACGUCAACAUGAAAGAUGAUAAUGUGUUAGAAUUCUCAUGCGACGGCCCCCCGCGGGAGGGGGAGGAGGCGAAGGAGGCGAAGGGGGCGGAGCCCGGCACGUCCGGGUCCCCCGCGGAGAAGCUCCCCGUGUACGACCUCGAAGAGGAGCGCGAGCAGGAAGGCAAGUGGACCAUGAAGCUCAUGAACGAGUUCGGCACGUACCCCGUCUGGAUGCACCACAGGAAGAUCAGGACGGCCGCCAAGCUGCGCAAGAAGAUGAAGAAUGCCCGCAACAAGAAAGUGGGCAAGAAGUGAUGCAGUUUUGAUUGAAGUACCGACGAUGGCUGCUUCCUCUGCACAGUGCAGUAUCAACUUGUAACAUCCAACUUAAUCAUUAUUUAACAACUCAGUUGUUUGAAACAUAACUUGUGUACAGCAAUGUAUACAUUACAGAAUAUUUUUAUUUUUUGAUGAUCAUUAUGUCACCACAGUGUAUAAUAAAUACAUUUUGUGUUUUAAA
Bacillus rossius redtenbacheri is the source of this 744-nucleotide messenger RNA. RefSeq names its product protein LLP homolog. Gene Ontology annotation, biological process: dendrite extension. NCBI's taxonomy places the organism in Eukaryota, Metazoa, Arthropoda, Insecta, Phasmatodea, Bacillidae. The transcript is spliced from 3 exons. The record is from RefSeq and is a predicted model, not a curated record. Gene Ontology annotation, molecular function: RNA binding. Gene Ontology annotation, cellular component: nucleolus. Bases 123 to 539 code for a protein of 138 amino acids.